This is a messenger RNA of Naegleria lovaniensis, 2889 nucleotides long. RefSeq lists its product as uncharacterized. Lineage: Eukaryota; Heterolobosea; Eutetramitea; Acrasida; Naegleriidae. The transcript is spliced from 4 exons. The coding region runs from base 1 to 2889 and encodes 962 amino acids. The record is from RefSeq and is a predicted model, not a curated record.
AUGACGCGGCCAGCACCCACAAACUGCAGUUAUCAUCGUUGCAGCUCGCUUCUCAUCUUCCUAUCCUCUCUUCUAUGUGUUUACUUUUCUUUCGAAUUUGUUGCUUCUCAACAAGAACAACACUUUUAUCCAACUUCACAAAUUCUCGUGUGGGGUAACAAUGUGGACCACAAAUGUGGUUAUCCCUACAUGAUGAGUUCAGAGCUUCCCGUUAGAAGUAAACGAUUGGAACAGGCUGCUUUCACAAAUUCUUAUUCCUCGUAUUAUCAUCCAGCUUUGGGUUUGUCGAAUGUGAACUCUUCGUUAGUGCAAGUCGCGGAUGGAUUUUCAUUUAAAAUGAUUUUAGUACAUUAUGUGAAUGGAGAGAAUGGAAAUUUUGUCAAUGAAACCAUCUAUGGAUGUGGAGAUAAUGGAAAUAAUCAAUUAGGCUUUUUUGAUCAACCACCGAUUGCUAUCUCUCCGAUGGCUCCAAUUUAUACAUUUAGUACUGCUGAUUUAUUAUCAACCAAUCCAUUGCGAGAUUUAAAAAUUGUACAACUCACUUGCUGGUUUGAUUGUCUUGCUUUGACCAAUGAUGGAAAGGUAUUUCGACAUGAAAUUUACACGAGAAAAUGGGUACAAUUAGCAUUUCCUUCCACCAUGAUUCAUCCCGAUACGUCAUUGGAAAUCCCAGUAAAUAUUAUUCAAAUUGAAGAAACUGGAGCUUUUGGAAAAGAAACAUAUUUCGCCUUGACCAGUGAAGGAUUUGUAUUCACUUGGGGUUACAACAAUUCGGGAAUUCGAGGACAUUCCUUCGAGGUAGAACUCGCAGAAACUCCAAUGAUCAUUCCUUCUUUAAGAAAUAUUACGUUCAUCACGACAGGAAGUUUUAUCAAUGAGGAUCAUUCUUCUUCGAUGGCUCUUGCCAUUAAUUCCACAGGACAUGUCUUUACAUGGGGAAGUAAUGAAGAAGGAGCUCUUGGAUUGAACAUGGUUGAAACUUGUGUGACCUGUAUUGUCCCAUUUCCUCAAUUAGUUCCAUUCAAUUAUGAACUAACAGGUCGAAUUGUAAAAGCUGAUGCCAUUGCGUUGCAUGUCGUAGCAUGGAGUGAAAAUGGUCAAAUUUUCACAUGGGGAAGCGAUGUCGAUGCUCAAACCAGUAAUGGUCUCGGCAUGCAAAUUUCACCUUGGAACAUGACAGAAUAUUUCUAUGAAAAAGUAAUAGAAAACUCUCCAAUGGAUUCUUUCAUUGUAAAGGAAUGUAGUGUUUCAGUUGGAGCUACUGCAUGUUUAAUUGGAGGAAAUAUUUAUUCAUUUGGAUCAAUUCCAACUCGUGGAACGCUGUUUCCACAGCCAUUGUCUAGGAAUCCACCAACGCCAUUCAAGCCAUUUAUCAAUAGUUCUGAACCUGAGGACAAACAACAGCUAUCUAACAUCAUUAUUCAGGGAGGAUUUGAUUGUAACUAUGCCCUCAUUACAAAACCAAACAAGACACAAUCCACGCUACAUGUUUGGGGUCAAUGCCAAAAUAGUCUCAAUUUAGCAGCAACAGCACCUGUCAAAGAACCUUCCGAUGAUCAAAUUCCGUUUUUCAACCUCUCAGACAGAAUGAUUGACAUUAGUUACAAGCAAACACAUGCACUAGCUCUCACUUCGAAUGGAACAGUGAUUGGUUGGGGUGAAAAUUACAACAAUCAAUUAGGCUUUUCUUCCCAAACUCAAACUCCUAUCCCAUUAUUACAAGAAAUACCACUCGAGGAGAGAAGAGCAACACAGAUUUCAGCAGGUGUGAGCUUCUCUCUCAUUUUGUUGAAUAAUGGAUCUUUGAUUGGAGCUGGAAGUAAUUAUCGAGGAAAUUUAGCCUCUGAAAUUAGCCCAGUUUCACAAUUUACAAUCAUUAACACUACAUUUUUACAAGAAGGUGAAUCGAUUAUAGAUAUUGAAGCUUGUGAUGAAGUAUCCUUUAUCGUGACUUCUUCUGGUAAAGUUUACGGAUCUGGCUCCAACGAUGGGUUGAGACUAGUGAAUAAUCCCAGUAUUGUACAAAUUCCUUAUUUCGUUCCGUUGAAAGGUGGAAUUAUUGAUUCAAAACGAAUUAUUAAGGUGGUUGGUUAUUAUUUCGCAGUUUUGCUUUCUGAGGAUGGUGAUGCAAUAGUUUUCAAAGAUGGAACUUCCAAAAAAUUGGAAUUACCAGACCCUACUGACUCAGUAAUUGACAUUUCUGUACAUAGAGGAAACGAGCAUAUGUAUGAUGGAGUUCAAAACGUUCAUUUACUAACACGAAAAGGAAACAUUUAUGGAAAUGGAAGCAAUGCCUGGUUUGAAAUGAGUGCAACACUUGAAAUUCGAGAAGCCAUUACUCCAACUUUAACAAUUUCUUCAAAAAAUACCGAUGGAAUUCCUUAUGCGAUUGGUACUGGUUUAAAUCAUGCCAUCGUCGCAGUGGCUAAAGCGUGGUCAUGCUUUUCAAAGAAUUCUACUGAUGACGCUGUUUGUAACUCUUCUGGAUUUUGUGUGGCACCUGACACCUGUCGUUGUAAACAUGUCAAUAUUUCUGGAAUUGAUUGUGGUGAAUUUAAAUGUUUUGGAAUUUGGCGAAACGAUUCAAAUGUUUGUUCAGGAGCUGGAAAUUGCACCACGUUGGACACUUGUGUUUGUCAAGAAGGUUUUUUUGGUGCCAAUUGUUCCGUUCGAGUAGCAACAUGUUUUGGGAAGUUUCCACAUGAUGCCUGUAAUGGAAAUGGAGUUUGUGUCGCUCCUGACAAGUGUGAAUGCAAAGAAGGAUAUUAUGGACCUCAAUGUGAAAACAAAUCUUGUUACAAAUUCGCAAGCUUUGAAAAGGAAUUGGCAGCGAGCAGACGAUCCUCGAGUAUGAAAAUGAAUUUAUGCAAUAAAAUUUUACGCUUGUGA